CUGUCAUUCCCCAAAGCAUUGUCAAUCACACCCAUCACACCUCUUAGCGCGCCUGUUUCCAUCGUAUACGUUAACAAGUUAUAAAAGCAUUAAUUAAUAAAAGAAUUGUGUUUUGGUUGCCGCGGUACUCACGCAAAAUGAAUCAAUAUGUGCCGGUGUUGUAUCGGGAGGUGCCCGUGAAACAAUUAAAUCCGAACUCAAGCACUUGGAGAGAGAUCAACGUCAGUACCGGUGGAAUACAUAAUAUGUUGCAAGAUGUUAAAACGUCGGAACAAUGUGGUGGAUACUGCUUUGCCGAACGAGAAGACUAUCGUGCGAACCGAUUCUUGUAUUGGCGAACGUGUCGCGACUCUAUCUUUUUGGGCGAAAUGAGUAUGAAUUUGAACCUGUCGAAGAACAAUUUGAAAAUCAGUUUCGACGAGAGUCCAAUUUUAUCGGUGGAGAUCAGCGGUAAUCAGCUGCAGGUUUUCAUACUGAUCGUAACGGUUACCAGCGUCCAUCGGGUUGUGUUGCGACAUCCUAAGGCUAACAGUACCAAUCCGGAUGGUGCACAGGAAUCGAUCCUGGCAGCAGUCACCAAGGAACAAAUAUGUGAUUCCUCCUCGUUUUAUGUUAUUAGUAAUGAUAUAGGUCAAUGUCUACCAACGAUCGCAGCUGCCUGUCGCGUCGAGUAUGAAGGGGACAGCGAUGCCUUCUUCGCAGUUGCGACUGUCUCCGCUUUGUACCUGUUUCAUAUGGGCAGUCUUGGGGGAGUAAAAAUGACUGAAUUGAAACACAACCAAAUGAUUUCAAGGUUUUUCUCAAAUCUUACAGAUGCAUUGAGGAGGAAAAAUGCUAACGCUCCGGAUCAAGUGGUGUCCCUUCUAUUUGGUGAAGUAGAUGAACAACCUGUGUUGUAUGCGUUCUAUCGUAACAAUAUUGUACGCGUGUGGGCCACCAAUGGUUAUUGCGUUGGGGCUGAAUGUUUCGUUAAACAUGGCGAUCAACGAACGGAAGGAUAUCAAACUAUCAUGGUUCGGAAAUCCAGCUCUCUUCUGGGUGUUUUCAUUGUUUAUUCUGACUGCUCGGAGUUUGUCAUACUGCGGCCUGCACCGGACGAUUCGGGAAACGUUUCUUUGGUGAAGGAAUCCUUCAUUUUGGCACCAAAUUAUGAUUUGAUUGAUUUUAAAAUGACUGAUCGAAUCAUUUGGGCCCUGUGGUGUAAUGCAGGAGGGGACAUGCAGGUGUUGAUUUAUUCACUCAGCAGCGAAUCGGAUAGUUUUUGGCUUCCGAUUCCACUGGAAACCACUGAAGACAAGUAUUCACUGAAACUCGACAAGGGGACUGAUUUGAAGCAUAUCUAUUGCAACCGUAUCAUCCAUUCUGGCAAGUUUCACAACAAUGUCAUUGCGAAGACUCUCUCUAUGUUCAACAGAAGCUUCACUCACUCGGGCGUUAGCAUCUCAACAGCGGCUUUGAAACGUCACGUGUGUAGCUAUAUCGACGGUGAGCUACAAAACGAGCGCAAAUUGCAGAAUAUCUCCGACGAGGAGUUCGUCGAGUUAUCCUCGAAUCUCUGGGAGAAGUUUUAUAUGUGCUGCUCGCAGUACAACUUUGAAGACUGUCAGCCUAUCGGAAUGCUUAUUCUCGAUCGGAUGGACGCUUUCUGUUUGGUCCGCAAAAAGAUGAUUUCAUUCUUCCGGCAGUGUGACGAGUUGGAGGUGGCGUUUCUCUCCGAGAAUCAUCCUGGGAGCUUAGGAGUGAAUAAUGCGGGUGGGAAGUCGCUGCAGCACGAUGUUUCAGUGUUGAUACGAGCCCUGAAGCAGAUUGACAAAUUUAUGCCAGAGGAGGAAAAGAUUGAGAUUGAAUCGUGUUUGUUCCAGUUGCGUUCGACCAAGGAUAUUAUGGAAACGAUUGGGGGUUCUCGGACGUUUGCGAAACAGUGUAAUCUAACCUCAGUUAUUCAAUCGGUGGAAGAUCUCCCAAGGGCCAUGGCCGUGGUAUUGCAGAAACUCAAACUGGACCAUGAAGUUUCUCAGGAAGCUAGCUUUUAUUCCAACCCGAAAAAUUUGCCAUUCGGUGGCUUGCAUGGAGUUCAACUACUAAGCGAAACCGUCCGCCAGAUGAUCCAGUUGCGCUAUAUAAUCGUGCGAAACUUGAUAGUGUUGCAGCAUUUGCUGCUCAACAACUUCGCCAUGAACUGCAACGCGAUGGAAAUUAUCCGCUCGAAGUGUAUUCCGGAUAGCGAGGUGUUUUUGCAGUCGUACUAUGUGAUGAACUGGAUCGCCGAGUCAACGGUUGAUUAUGCCGCGGUUAGAAGUAAAUCGUUGGAAAGUGACGCUUCGUUGGUAAUUGGUCAAGAGGAAGCAUAUGCGUUUGAGUAUAUUUCAUUGUUGCACCUUUUCAUCGCGACCAAAGGUCUGAAAACCUGUAUGGCCACCGAGGAAGUUUAUCGUGCUACGGAUAAUGCCCAAUGUUUCUCGUCGCUUUUGGAGAUAUCCACUGGAUUGGUUCGGAUAAUAUGGCCUGUGGCAGGAGAUUUCACCUUCGGGCAAUGGCUGAUGCAGGGAGAAAUGCACAUUUUCAUCGAGCAAUAUGUGCGUCUACUCAAUUCAUGGUGUGAAUGGAAUAACUGUUCACGUAAUUUCAUCCUUGCCAAAUCAUACCUCAUGAACGGGGAAAACUCGAAGGCAUUGGAUUUGUUCCCACAAUCAGCCAAGGGCAUCUUCAAUGAACCAUAUCUGAUGAACUUCACGAGAUCAAACAAUUCCUCAUCGGUGCCACCCGAUGAGCUGCUGAGCAUGUUCUACCUCAAAGUGAUCCGUUUGUUCGAACAUUAUGGCGCGUACGAUUGCAUCAAUGUGCUGGCCCAGAUUGCGAUCGGAAUCUCCAUCAAUAACAAACAGCAAGCUAUGUUCCAGAGUAUUGAUUUCAGUAGUCACAUGGAGUUGGGUCAUUAUGAGGAGGCGUACCAUUCGUUGGUUUACAACUGUGAGCAAACACGGAAGAAGGAUUGCCUGAGGCAGCUGGUGUGGCGUCUGUUCCACGCCAAAAAGUUUAAUGUACUGUUCGAUUUACCCUAUUAUGGACUGGAGACAGACUUCCAGAAUAUCGUCGAAAUGCACGCCCGAUCGGUGGAGAUAUCUGAAAAUAGUCACUACGAUUUCUUGUAUUCGUAUUACAUUUUGAAGGGGAAUAUGCGAAAAGCGGCGUUGAUAGCGUAUGAGAAAGCGAUGAGAUGUCAGCUGGAGUGUAAUUCCUUGUUGUUUGUGAAAAUGCGUUGCGAAGCUUUGCUGAGGUGCAUCAACGUGUUGUGUCUUGUGACUCCUGAUUAUGCUUGGAUAGCGAAGCCCACCAUCUUCAAAGAAAACGACGAAGAUCAGGAAUCAAAGAUCGAGGUCAUCAGUCUAGCGGACAUCAGGAAGGAGCUUAUGACCACGCAAGCGAUACUUGAAAUCUCAGAGCAACUCGAGGACUGCAAAGCUGUCCUCGAUGUGGACACCGGGGAGCUCAUCAUGAUUCUUGCAAACGCUAAACUCUACAGCACAGCUUUCAAACUAUCACAUGCUUUCGACAGGAGUUUGUUACCAGUCUAUGAGAGUCUGGCGGCUGCGUGUGUGUUGUGCAGCCUACAGGACACUGCGGAUAACUGGGAUUGGCUACACAAGAAUAAUCUUUCAGAAUCUGUACUUAGACCCGAUAGUACUGAUACUGCCUGGAGAUUCCUGAAGGAUUGCCUUUCAAACGAAAGUAAGGACCCGGAAGGGUGCUAUGUAGCUGUGAUGAGUCAGAUCAUAUCGAAAAAUGCAUUCCCGCCUCAGUGGCUGACGGAUUGGUGUAUGUCAAAAACCCCAACCAAGCUGCUGCAUUUAUACAUAAACUAUGGACGGUUGGAGGAAGCGUUCGAUAUUGCCGUGAAACUAAUCCAAGCACAACUCAUUGGUCGUAGCUCUAUUACCGUUCUUCACCUCAACCGGUUCCUUCUGCCCAUCACGCUGAUCGAUCGGCUCCAGUACGAGUUGCAUAAGGAUGUCAAAUUCAAAGAACAAACCAAUCUGCUGGGACAAUUGAUUGAUUGCAUAGCGAAAUAAUGUGGUAUUUUUUUAGGAUAUUAGUGUGGCCAAUAAAAUCAGUUUACUGUCGGCUCCAGUUUUGGAUAUCA
Messenger RNA from Toxorhynchites rutilus septentrionalis, 4141 nucleotides. RefSeq names its product nuclear pore complex protein Nup160 homolog (gene Nup160). The coding region runs from base 138 to 4070 and encodes 1310 amino acids. The record is from RefSeq and is a predicted model, not a curated record. Gene Ontology annotation, molecular function: structural constituent of nuclear pore. Lineage: Eukaryota; Metazoa; Arthropoda; Insecta; Diptera; Culicidae. Gene Ontology annotation, cellular component: nuclear pore. The transcript has 17 exons.